Messenger RNA from Cladophialophora psammophila CBS 110553, 1023 nucleotides. RefSeq lists its product as uncharacterized. The record is from RefSeq and is a predicted model, not a curated record. Gene Ontology annotation, molecular function: S-adenosylmethionine-dependent methyltransferase activity. Gene Ontology annotation, biological process: methylation. Lineage: Eukaryota; Fungi; Ascomycota; Eurotiomycetes; Chaetothyriales; Herpotrichiellaceae. The transcript has 2 exons. The coding region runs from base 1 to 1023 and encodes 340 amino acids.
AUGGGCGACCCAACGGAAAAGGUGGACACAACUCUCUCCGCCGAGCAGAAGCAUGUGGGAGACAAGUAUGAAGUGCCCACAUAUGAGGCGCACUCAUCGCUCGACAGCUUGAAGCAAAGGGUACGGCACCACUAUGAAAUUGCUUCCGACUAUUACUACUCCCUGUGGGGCCAACAUAUCCACCACGCCUAUUUCCUCACUCCGGAUGACACCAAGGAGACUGGUCAAACCAACCUUAUCAACCUUCUCUUGGACAUUUCCAAGCUCCCGCCCAACGCCACUGUCCUCGAUGUGGGCUGUGGCAUUGGGGGCACCACCCGCCAUUUGGCCCGCGAGCAUGGCUGCACUGUGACCGGCAUCACCAUCAGCGGACGACAAGUCCAGAUCGCAAAGCGCCUAACCAACGAUGAAGCUGCCCGAGUACCCAGCAAUAGCAUCUCCAACUCAACAACCGCGGUCGCUAAAGGCUCCGAAGGCUCAGACAACUUUAUGCCCCUCGGCCCUAAGAAUGGCAAAGUCCACUACUUCGAACUCGACGCGGAAAAAAUGGAAAGCCGCUUCCCUUCACAGUCGUUCGACUGUGUCUGGAUCUCCGAAGCCCUCUCCCACUUUCCAGACAAGGCCUUGUUCUUCCGCAAUGCCGCGCGCGUCCUGCGGCCCGACGGCAAACUCGUGCUCGCAGACUGGUUCAAAUCCGCGCCCUUGACCACCGAGCAGAUGGAGAACGACAUCAAGCCGAUCGAGGACGGCAUGCUCCUCCCUCCGCUCAACACCAUGGCUGAGUACAUCGCCAUGGCCGAAUCAGCGGGCCUCCGCGUAUUCCACGCGCCAAAGGACAUAUCCCAGCAAGUGGCGCGCACCUGGGACAUCAGUUGGGAGCUAGUCAGCAAUCCCAGCCUCUGGGCAUUUGCCAUCUCCCAGGGCCGGGACGGGCUCGCGUUUCUGCAGGCUUUCCGCGCCAUGCGACGCGGGUACAGCAAUGGGACCUUCCGGUACGGCGUCAUGUGUUUUGAGAAGGCUUGA